Molecule: messenger RNA, 1130 nt
Organism: Tachysurus vachellii
Lineage: Eukaryota; Metazoa; Chordata; Actinopteri; Siluriformes; Bagridae
Gene: id2a
Product: inhibitor of DNA binding 2a
Exons: 3
Coding region: 127-528 (133 amino acids)
Biological process (GO): cell differentiation; negative regulation of transcription by RNA polymerase II; circadian regulation of gene expression
Cellular component (GO): nucleus; cytoplasm
Molecular function (GO): protein dimerization activity; transcription regulator activity
Source: RefSeq, a predicted model, not a curated record
AAUCCAGUGCGUUUGCAUCCACAUCGCCGCCAGCACAGUUACAACGAAUAGUAAUUAUCUAAAAAAAAAAAAUAAAAAUAAAGAACGUCAAGAAUUUCUUACAAAAAAAAACCAAAAAACUUCAGCAUGAAAGCUAUAAGUCCAGUGAGGUCUUUGAGGAAAAACGGCGUGACGGAGCAAAGCCUCGGAGUGUCUCGGAGCAAGACCCCCGCGGACGAUCCUCUCAGUUUGCUGUACAACAUGAACGACUGCUACUCCAAGCUGAAAGAGCUCGUGCCCAGCAUCCCGCAGAACAAGCACGUGAGCAAAAUGGAGAUCUUGCAGCAUGUCAUCGAUUACAUCCUGGAUCUGCAGAUCGCUCUCGACUCCCAUUCCGCGAUCAGCACUCUCCAUCACCCCCGUUCCGCCCAGGGUUCAUCCAGAACACCUCUCACCACCAUCAACACAGAUAUCAGGAUCCUGUCCUUACAGACGCCGGAGUUUCAGUCAGACUUGAUCACAGAGGACAGUCGGACACUUUACCGUUAACAAGGUGUUUGCUUAAGACGUGAACACACAGGACUUUGGGAACCGACCUUUUCUCCCCCCAGCUCUCCAUUUCUGUUCUCGCCUGGAUCUUUUUAUUACUCCUCCUGAACGAAGAGGACAAUGUAUGUGAUGUGUUUCUCAGUUCGGACAUUGAUUUUAUUUAUCUAAAGACUCAUUUAGUCUUUUGUUUUUGGGUUUUUCCCCCCCUUUAAAGACGAAGAAGCACUAUAUUCCCUACAAUGGGAGGGGGAAAACAACAGGAAUGGAAGAAGAAAUCUCACCUUCUCUUAAACGAGAGAUUGGGGCUGUUUUGGUGAAGACGGUGUGAAUAGAAGCCUGUGUGCUUCAGUUACUGUACAAAGUUUUGUCUGUUUUUCUUUCUCCCCGUCAUUCUUUGGGCACGUGAAGGACUGGACGGCCAAUCUGACAUGAGCGUGAAACCUCGUGGACUCUUGAGUUAUAUAUCCUGUAUAGUUGCAGACGCUGGAAUUACCACGCUGCAAAGUGUCAUGCUGUAUUUAAUUAUGCUGAAACUUUUUAUAAAAGUAAUUGUAAAUCGUACCUUUUUUAUAUAAAAAAAUAAAUCAAAUGCUUUAUUUGAA